Saccostrea cuccullata (small rock oyster) is the source of this 1710-nucleotide messenger RNA. RefSeq lists its product as uncharacterized. The record is from RefSeq and is a predicted model, not a curated record. The transcript is spliced from 2 exons. NCBI's taxonomy places the organism in Eukaryota, Metazoa, Mollusca, Bivalvia, Ostreida, Ostreidae. The coding region runs from base 1 to 1710 and encodes 569 amino acids.
AUGGAAAAGAGAUAUUUUGGAUUUCUUAUCGCUUUAAUGCUGAUAGCAUGUAAGCUUCUUUACUGUCAUGCAUUCCUUGAAUCCCCAGUGAAGAAGAAAAAUGUGGCUUAUAUUGGACUUAAAGAGGAAAUUCUGAAACUUGCAAAAGAUUCUGUGACCGAGGGGAUUUUAAAGGUCAGAAGAGAACUCGCGAAAAGCUUAGAGGACCUACGACUCGAUAUGAUGCGGCGAGAUGUGGAACUGUUUGAAGAAAUAUAUAAUAUGAAGGAAAAUUUGACCGGAAAUGAUACCGCUAGAGAAAAGCAGACGACAAGCCUAGAUGACAGAGAAAGAAAAGUUUCGAUAAAGAAGUUCGAAUACUUAGAGGCAGGUAUGAAAAAGGCAGCCCAGGAAAGUAAGAACAAUGCUGAUACACUCCAAGAAAAUGUGGAAAGAUUAGAUAGAGAGAACAGGAGGAUAUUAUCUCGGAUGGAUACAAUGGAAAUAACCCUAAUGAAAGUGGCAUCGCAAUCAUCCGUCAACCUGAAUGAUACGGAAGGAUUAAUUUUCAAAACCUACCUGCAAAAACUCCAGCAUGUAGAUGAUAGACUUAACGAUAUUAAUGAUACAAUGCAAGAUGUUUGUUACUCAACUACAGAAAUGCAAAAGGCCAUUGGGACAUUUCAAUCAGAAGUAAUGGAGCUGAAAAGCUAUGUUAACGCGCUCAGCGACCAUGUUAAUUCAACUUUAGAUCAUAAUACCAUAGCAAUACAAAAUCUUGAAGACUUGAGCAAGAAUAUUCAGCUUAACAUGUCCCAGGUUAUAAAUGAUAAUGAACAGCAUUUUUCAAACGAGUUAUUGUUAUUGAUGAGGAAUAUCUCUGAAGUAAGCAACCUGAGUAUUUCGAAUUUAAAUUAUUUUCAGGACCUUUUAUCACAUGAAAAACAUCUUGAGGUGCAAGUAAAUCACUCAAAACAAGAUCUUAAGAAUGAAAUGACAGCCUUGAAAAACCAGAUCAAUAAUACAGUAACUAAUUGGGAAGAUUUGAAAGAUAAGCAAUUAGAAAUAUCAGAUGAUUUAAUGAAGAGCAACUUGAAGAUUUCUUCCCUUUCUGAUGCUUGGAAUGUCACAAACGAAGAACUAGGAAGUCUGAACAAUUCUUUGUCUGAAAAGUUGACUGAUUUUAAAACGCAGGUUCAGUUAGUUUUCAAGGAGAAUUUAAACCAGAAUGAGCAACUGACCAACAUAACAGGCACUGUAGACUAUCUUCGACGUAAAGUAGAUACACUUAAAAUAGGUCUCUAUGCCCCCAAGAAGCUUUUCCACUUCCUGAAACACGCUAAGAAGGACUCAUGUGGUGUGUCACCACUUAAGGAGGGCGGCCUUCUCAAAUCAGAGCCAGUUGUAGAAGCUGACAUUUUAAACCGACAAUUUCAGUCUGUUUUCAGUCCAAAAUAUCCCUCUUCCCUCUCCCGGCUAUGUAACAUGAAGGUGAGUAAACGACAUAUCAGUACCCCUCACCAAGCCGAGUCUACCUCUUUUACUGACCAACCCUCCCCAGCAAGAAGACACAUGCCUGAAAUCAAGGUAACCAAAGAGGGAAUAGAAAAAGUUCUGAAAAAUCUAAAAACACACAAAACGGCUGGCACUAAUUUUUUCCACACAUUUACUAAAAGACCUGCACCAAGAGGUAAACCUUAUACUCCAGACCCUCUUUCAGCUCUCCUAUGA